CCAAAGGGGUACUGCUUUGAAUAUGUACGUACUGGUCAUUGCCGACGCCAGAGAUGCAUGUUCAGGCAUGCUCUACUUGAAGCACCAAAGUCCUGUCAGGGGGACAACAAUGGACAACAAGCAAACAAACCACCAUCUACUGGUAGUCGAAUUAUGGGACAAGUCAUGAUGUCAAAUCAUCCUAGUUACAUUGGAACCCAACAAUCCAACAUCCAUACUCCAUCCCCUUACCCAUCCCCUCCCCCUCCUCCUCCUCCUCCUCCUCCUCCAGCGUCCCACUAUCCCCAACACCCGGUUUCUGAGUUCCAGCCUCAUACCCAAUUAUAUGAAGGUUCUGCUGUCCCCCAUUCAGCCUUAAUGCACCCCAGCACCCUUAGUCACUACCCGCACCCACAAGCACCUCCGCAGUUUUACAACCCCCAGUACAGGGGAGUCUCUCAGAACCUUCUAACCUCAAAGAACGCCGUGGACUUCAUCCUAGACCUCUCUCGCUGGGGGCAUGUUAGUAAAGCCUGGCAGGAGUUCCAGAGGACUGGUCUUCCACGUGCCUCCAGCCUGCCCCUGAUGGUGCAGAUCUUACAUGGAUGUUGUGGACAGAACGUAAGAGAUCCUGCCAAGUGGUCUGUUGCUUAUUGCAUUCUUGAGGAGAUCUCCCACAUCCCUCAGUACGACUGUACAGCCCAGUGUAUGUUGCUCAUCAAACAUCUCCUGCAGGAUGGCCAAACUGGCGACCCAGCAACCUUCCACCUCAUGGCAAUGAAUGUGUUCAAUAAUCUAUUACCGAUGAAGCCCAACAUGACUGAUAUGAACAUGGCAUUAAUUAAUCGAAUGGGGAGAAUGCUUCUUGAGCUGAACCACAUCCACCCUCUGUGUGACCUAGUCAUGGGGAUCAUCAAGAGGAAAGCUUUCAAUUGUUUGCCUUCCCCAGACAUUAUCAAUGGCAUCAAGACGUCUUUGCAGAAGGAAAACGAUCUCAACACUCUUCAAACACUUGUGACUGCACUGAAUGAAACCCAGAAUGUACAAGAAACAUCAACUAUGGAGAUAGACUUUGAAAACAACAACAGCACCGUCGAUCCGGCCAGAAAACUGAUGGACUCGGACAGUAAGAAGUGCCCAAGUGAGGUCUUUGAGGCAUCUUUCUCCAUCCAGCAGUGUACCAUGUGGAAGGACACCAGAGACACCCUCUUGGAUCUCUGUCAACGACGGCCGGAUGUGGCCAGGGCUAAACCGGUCAUCCAGGAAUUGAUGAAGAAGCUUGUUGAGCCUGCCGACAUGGCUGGCUCCAAAUUCAACAAUUUUGUGACUGUUUUCAGUCGGCACUUCAAGGAUGUGAACCUCGUUCGUGUCCUCUCCCGUCUUGGUAUCAACUGCCUAGCAAUGUGCUGCUCCACCCAUCAAUGGCAACAGGCCUUCUACAUCCUGGACUGCCUCUCUACCAACCACUUCCCAUACCUGCAGGAGCUCGGUUCCGACAUCCUGGUCCCGCAUCCCAAGUUGAAGCUCUUCAACUGGGACGUCUCGGAGGUGUGGGUUGCCUUGGUGUCCCAGGUGUGCCUCGAGGUCCGAGAGCCGAAAUAUGCAACGCAGUUAUUGGCAGAUCCAAACAUCAAUGUUUCAAUUGAUGAAGAAGAUGAAGGCAGUCACAAUCCACUGUUCCAUCUCAGCUGCAAGAAGUUGGAACAGCUUGUAAGAUUGUGUGUUGAUAAGUCAGCCUUCUCGCAGAGUCUGGUCCCCUUGAAGCAUCUUCAUAAACAGAACCAUUAUGAACGAUAUACUUCAUUGUUCAACCAAGUGCUUUUCGCGUCCCUUGACAGUCGCAACAAGGCGUACUUCUCAAUCUACCAGGAGAUGCAGACAGAGCGAGCGAUGACGCUAGAAAAGCGCAACUAUCGCUUGCUGAUCAGUGUCCUAUGGAACACCGGCACCGAUUACAAACAGCAAUAUGCUCGUCAACUUCACACACGUGGCUUCAACAAUGGCAUCUACAUUAAGUUCAAGAAAGACCAGAAAUACCACGAAGCGUGCCUCUUGUUUGAUUUAACAGCCGGGGAGGUGAAUCUUACGAUGGAAAGCUUCCUAACGGACGCCCACACACUCGAAAUUGUCGCCAAACACAAGCAACGAAGCACCUGCACUGUAAAGCUGAGCUUCAUCAAUAACGAUCUUGUGUUGGCGCCAAACUCUGCAGGUCCGAGGAAUAUCUUGAGGUUGGUUGAUAGCUACUUGGAGGAGUCGACUCCGCCCAUCAAGUGGAAAAACUCCUCAUUGAGAGCUGCGAGUGAGGAUGUGUACCACCAGUCAUACUUGUUGGACUUGGAUAGCGUCGGCAAGUGGCUGGAGAAACAAGGUAUGUAAAGUUCUGAAGCAGCACAAAUCUCAGUUCUCAAAAUCUGGUUUGGAAAAGACAUCUUCUUGUACUGGUCACUGAAAGUUGCAAAGGUUGAAAAGUUUGUAAAUAGCUGUGUAUUCUUUUCUGCAUGUGAUUUUUAAGGAUUUUUUUCCAGACUCAGUAUUUUCUCAAAACCACUAUAAUUUUCUUAAAAGAGGUAAAGCAGUCACAAAAGGGAGACAGAAAUAGUCCGCCAUUGUGUCCAAACCUGUAGUUUUUAUAUUUCUGAUGAGAGUCCGAAACCUCCUGAGUUAUAAUAGAAUAAUUAAACGUCUAGAACAAUUAAGGGGAAAA
This is a messenger RNA of Asterias rubens (European starfish), 2686 nucleotides long. RefSeq lists its product as uncharacterized. The record is from RefSeq and is a predicted model, not a curated record. NCBI's taxonomy places the organism in Eukaryota, Metazoa, Echinodermata, Asteroidea, Forcipulatida, Asteriidae. Bases 58 to 2358 code for a protein of 766 amino acids. The transcript has 10 exons.